Molecule: messenger RNA, 3837 nt
Organism: Musa acuminata AAA Group (dessert banana)
Lineage: Eukaryota; Viridiplantae; Streptophyta; Magnoliopsida; Zingiberales; Musaceae
Product: G-type lectin S-receptor-like serine/threonine-protein kinase B120
Exons: 10
Biological process (GO): recognition of pollen; protein phosphorylation
Molecular function (GO): protein kinase activity; ATP binding
Source: RefSeq, a predicted model, not a curated record
AUGGAAGAGAAAGAACAAAUAAUGAGCUGCAUCAACAGAGCUGACAACGUAAGUAGCUUCCAUGGACAUGGCCACAUGUCAGUUGUUCAUAAGAAGCAUGCAUCUCUGACAGUCGACAUUGAUCGUGGGAAUAAUGGCGAGGCUACCUCUGUACGCUAUAACCCUCUUGCUAUCAUCUGCAUCUCAUCUGCCUCAGAUGACAGACUAACGCCCGGGGAAUUCAUCUCCCGGAACGAGACUUUGGUCUCCGAUGGUGGAGCCUUUGCGUUAGGCUUCUUCUCGCCAACGAAUUCCACUACCGAUUUCUACGUCGGCAUGUGGUACAACGACAUCCCUGAGAAGUCGGUCAUAUGGGUCGCCAACAGAGACAAGCCCAUCACCGAUUCCUCCGCCACUCUUCGGAUCUCCGACGACAGCAACCUCGUCGUGGUGGACGCCAAAGGAGGCCUUUUCUGGUCGUCAAAUUUAUCCGGCCUUGGCGCGCCAGGCAGCGACGCAGCGGCGGUGCUGCUCGACUCAGGAAAUCUAGUUCUUCGAGCAGACAGUAACAGAAUUUUGUGGCAGAGCUUCGAUCAUCCUACGGACACUGUGCUUCCAGGCAUGAAGAUCCAAUACAAUUGCAGCAGCCACUCCGCCAUAUACAUCACAUCUUGGAAGGACGCAGACGACCCUUCGCCGGGGGAUUAUUCCCUCGGCGUCGACCCCAGCACUUGUCUCCAGUGCUUGAUUUGGUAGAAGUCAAAGCCCUACUGGAGAAGCCAAGUGUGGACCCGGAAUUUCUUCUACGGAGAUCGAGUGCCAAACUCCACCUCUCUUGACAUACGUAUCAGUGAUAGCAGACGAAGAUGCGAUCUCCGUGACACUAAGUAUGACAGACUCACUCCUGGGGAAUUCAUCUCCCUGAAUGAGACUUUGGUCUCCGAUGCUGGAGAAUUUGUGUUCGGCUUCUUCUCUCCUACAAAUUCCACUGGUGAUUUCUAUGCCGGGGUGUGGUACAACAUCCCUCAAAGGACAGUCAUAUGGGUUGCCAACAGAGAGAAGCCGAUCAAUGAUUCCUCUGCGACUCUUCGAAUCUCUGAUGACAGCAACCUCGUCAUCGUGGACUCAGAAGGAGGCAUCUUCUGGUCAUCAGAUUUAUCAGGCUUUGGCACACCAGGCAAUGACACAGCGGCAGUGCUGUAUGAAGAUCCUGUACAAUUACCGCAACCACUCAACCAGGUACCUUACAUCUUGGAAGGACGCAUACGACCCCUCACCAGGGAAUUUCUCCCUUGGCAUUGGCUCCAGCACUCCUGCCCAGAUCCUGAUUUGGUCGGGGACAAAGCUCUACAAGAGAAGCCAAGUGUGGACAGCAACCUCGUCGUGGUGGACGCCAAAGGAGGCCUUCUCUGGUCGUCGAAUUUAACCGGCCUUGGCGCGCCAGGCAGCGACGCAGCGGCGGUGCUGCUCAACUCAGGAAAUCUAGUUCUUCGAGCAGACAGUAACAGAAUUUUGUGGCAGAGCUUCGAUCAUCCUACGGACACUGUGCUUCCAGGCAUGAAGAUCCAAUACAAUUGCAGCAGCCACUCCGCCAUAUACAUCACAUCUUGGAAGGACGCAGACGACCCUUCGCCGGGGGAUUAUUCCCUCGGCGUCGACCCCAGCACUUGUCUCCAGUAUUUGAUUUGGUGGAAGUCAAAGCCCUACUGGAGAAGCCAAGUGUGGACCGGGAAUUUCUUCUACGGAGAUCAAGUGCAAAACCCCAACUCUGUGGGAUACAUAACAGUGAUAAAAGACGAAGAUAUGAUGUCCGUGACACUAACUAUUUCUGAUAGAUCUCCUCAUACCCGUUACACAAUGAACUACUCGGGACGGAAGGAGUUCCUGAUCUGGGAUGAUAGCUCCAAGCACUGGAGAAACUUGUCUCUCCCAAAAGACGGGUGCGAAAGAUAUGGAUGGUGUGGUGGAUUCGCGUACUGUGAUACUACAAACUCGGUGUCAGAAUGCAGAUGUUUGGUGGGAUUUGAGCCCAAGGUUGAGAAUGAAUGGGAGAGUGGGAAGAACUCAUCUGGUUGUAUCAGAAAGAAGGCCUUGAGAUGUGGUGAUGAUGGAGAUGGAUUUGUGAAAGUGGGAAGCAUGAAAUUGCCAGACCACUUCGUGUCUCUAAACAACACCAACAUCAGUGGCUGCAGAUCUCAAUGCCAAGCCAACUGUUCCUGUACAGCUUAUGCUUAUUCUGAAUUGCUAGUGGGAAAUGCUAACAUCUCCCGAUGCCUGGUUUGGAUGGGAGAGUUGAUAGAUACUAAUAAGGUAGACAGGACAGGCAAGGAUCUCUAUUUGCGCCUUAUGGAUCCGAGUUUAGAUACACCAGGCAGAAAGAGCAAGACAAGGAAGGUGGCAAUUGCAGCAUAUCUUUCUGCAGCACUCUUUUCUUUGGCUUGUAUCUUCGUCUUAUGGAGGUGCGGUAAGGUAUUAAAAGGUAGGUAUGUCGAUCCCUCCUGUUAUAUGCGAGUUCUAGCAACCAAAUCGUGUAAAGGAUGGAAGGAAACCGAUCGAGACCCAGAACUUCCACAAAUCGACUUCGGAAACUUACUCCUUGCCACAAACAAUUUCUCCGAGUCAAAUAAGCUGGGAAAAGGAGGUUUUGGCAUAGUUUACAAGGGCAAGCUAUCAGGAGGACAAGAAAUUGCUGUCAAAAGACUUGUCAGAGGAUCUGGGCAAGGUUUGGAGGAGUUCAAAAAUGAGGUCAUCUUGAUCGCCAAGUUACAACACAGGAACUUAGUCAGGCUCCUCGGUUGCUGCAUCCAUGGAGAAGAGAAGCUACUUGUCUACGAGUACAUGCCCAACAAAAGCUUGGAUUUCCUCCUCUUUGAUCCAACCCAGAAAACAAAGCUUGACUGGGGGAUGCGAUUCAACAUAAUCAAGGGGAUUGCUCGAGCGCUUCUCUAUCUUCACCAGGAUUCGAGGCUACGGAUAAUUCACCGGGAUCUUAAAGCCAGCAACGUUCUGCUCGACGAAGAGAUGAACCCCAAGGUGUCUGAUUUCGGCCUGGCAAGGAUUUUUGGCGGCAACCAGGACGAAGGCAACACCGACAGAGUCGUCGGAACAUAUGGCUACAUGUCUCCCGAGUACGCAAUGGAAGGGCUCUUCUCCGUGAAGUCGGAUGUCUACAGCUACGGCGUGCUGCUGUUGGAGAUCGUGAGCGGCUUCCGGAACAGCAGCUUUCCCCUCGCCAUGGACUCCCCUAAUCUCCUGGCUUACGCAUGGCAACUGUGGAACGAAGGCAACGCAGAGGAUUACGUCGACCCAUCGAUUGCCGGCACAUGCGCUCGGGCGGAGGUGGUGCGAAGCAUCCAUGUCGGCCUGCUGUGCGUGCAAGACAGCCCCAGUGAUCGGCCAGCCAUGUCUUCAGUUGUUUUCAUGCUGGAAAACGAAGAAGCCACAAUCUCUGAUGCACCCAAACAGCCAACGUUUACGGUCCGAAGAAACCAGAAUCCGCACCGAGGUGAUUCAAGGGAUGACAAUAUUGAGAUGUGUUCUUACAACAACGUGACCAUCACGACGGCGGAAGGACGCUAGAGACUGAUCUCAAAUGUGAUCUCGAGAUGUACAUGGCACAACAUGGAACAUCGAGAUUCGACGACAACAUCUGCUACAUGAUUCAAGAUGGCAUCGAUCGUCCAUGGGGGAGAGAGAACAAAGAAUUAGCUGCAGCAACAGAGCUGACAACGUAAGUAGCUUCCAUGGACAUAUGGCCAAAUGUAAGUUGGUGAGCAGACAAUGUUCCUGAUCCAAACGACAGCCAUGAGAUGGCAUUUGUAUGCAAAACAUUAGAUACUCUUCAACGCUCGAUUCUGA